UUUUACAUCGGUUUUUUCCGGUACCAAAAUUCUGUCAAAAUCCAAAACUAGUAUUCUUCAUUCUUUUUCAAAGAGAAAAUCAAGUCAAGUGUGGUUCUCGCCGGUUCGCUGCGUUCGAUGGUUUCCGGGGUUUGAGGUACCGCUACGCCGGAAAAGGUACGUCCUUUCUAUCCUGGGAGGAAUCAUUUCAUAACAUUGGGUACUUGAGGGGAAUAAGAUUCUUUAAGGAGAGAUAGUGAAUUCUAUCGGCUAGGACGCUUGCAUGUGUCUUUGCGUGUUUUUCUUAAUCUUAUGUGUUUGCUUGUGUUGCAAGAAAAUAGUAUACGUGAACAAUUUCCCACACAAUCUUAAAGAAUCUUAUUAUAUUUCGUUGUUUACGUGUACUAGUACUGUGUCUGUUUGGUUUUGUGAAAUGGUGAUCAAGAUUAUACUAGGUUGGUAGACAUCUUUAUUGGUGUGUUUGCCUUUCAACCCUUCGACUGCCUUGAGAAAGAAAUUUGGUCUAUGUUCUAAUUCACAAAACCUCGACAGUCAUUGAAAGGAAAUUUCAUUUCCUGUGUUUGUGAUUACUGAUUAGUAAGAUUGGCAAUUUGGCAAACGUACUUUUUCUGGUUUUUCCUUUUAAGUGUGAGUAUAGAUGAUAUAUAUUCUUUAUAUAUAUACUCACACUACGAGAAAAAUGGCCUUUGCCAACACUAUGUUUGCAACACUUAUCAAAAGUGUUGCUUAUAAUUAACAGUGGCAACACUUCUUUUAAGUGUUACUUAAAAUAUACUUUACACAACAUAAAUCAUUCAUCACUUGAAUUAUGUCGCAUUUGCUAUAUUAUACGCAACACUUAUAACCCAAAUAACUUUAUGUUGCUUAUUCCUCCAUUUUAAGCUACAUUUAAACUAAUAAUGUUGGGAAAAGUUAAAUACAUGACAAUUAAAUGUAAUCUACCAAUUAAUUAAUGCAAAACAAUCUAAUUGCAUAUACACGUUGCAUACUUUGAAGUUUUAAUUUCUUGAUGUGCAUUUACAAAAAAAAAGUUUAAUGUAAGCAUAAUGAAGACCCUACGUAUAUGGGCUACUCCAUCAAACUUAUUCUCAAUUUUAAUUUACCAAUAAUAAAGGAAGAAAACUCUUCCUGUCCAACUCCAAAAACGAAACGGUGGAACUCAUGGGAAUAGAUAUGGCGCGUGAAUAAGGCCGAACCCCAAUAUAUCGCGCGCGAAUCAAUUGCUCUGUCCAUCACCUAAUUCGGCCUUCAUUGCCCCCAGAAUCAACUGCUUAAUUCCACAGAGCAAUUUCUUCCUCAUCGAAUCAGUCUCUCUCCUAGGCUUCUCUUCCAGUUUCGGCUUGAAGAAUCUCUCGCACAAAAUCCAUCUCAAAGGAAGGUUCCCAAUUGGAUCGUUUAGUCCCGCAAACGAUUUGGUCGCGAAUCUGGUAAGUUAUUCCCCUCUCAUCAAAUCAGCUUCUCAAACUGCCUAGCAAUUACAUGUAAAGAACAACAAAAUGCUUAUUGAACUUCUGCUUCAUUGAUGUGCACCUACUGUGGUGUCUUGUGGCACUAUGUUAUGCUUGUUAUCUUUUGUAAUUAUUGUUGACUUAAGGUAUUUUCUUCUUGCCUUUUGGUUUUCGCCCAACCCUUGAACCCAUUUGAGGAUGGAUUGGAUUUGGGGACGUAGCAACUUGCAACAAGGGUGUGUGCUGUUCUACAGAGUUCUCAACUUCUAUGCAUUACUAAUUAAAUGACGAGGAAAUUGUACGAGCUUAGGAAUUUUUUAUAUACAAGUCUGAACUGUAUUAGUAGACAAAACAGCCUACAAACUUUCCCAUUAGAUCAUGAACUGCAAGGGUUUGGUAGUUUAAAGAUUUUGAUUGUGUAUUCGUGUUCUCUGGGUUCUAUUACGCAGAUACUAUGUGGGAUCAUUUUUGCAAUUCUCUUCUAAUGGUCGGACCUUUGUUGGGGGUCUGAACUGAAAAAAUUGUAGCACCUGCUGAUAGUAGAAGAAAGCAUAGUUUCCUUGCAGUUGAUAGACUUGCCUAGAAUAAACUCCAGUUUGUGCUGUUGAUUUUUUUUUUCUGAGAAUAAUUGUUCUACUAAGCUUCCAUAAUAAGCUAAUAUAAGCUCCAUUCGUUUUGGUAUUCUUGUGAUUCAAUUUCUGUGUGUUCUCAUAGUUAAUGGUGGAAUGGUAGCUUUAACUUCACGCUGAGAACCAUGAUUAUGAAAUGAAAUUACAAUUGAACUUGAGAUGGUUUUACAAGUAUUCUCACUUAUAGUUUUCAUUUACUUAUGUGUGUCGGUGGGUUUGUGGCUCUGAUCUAUAAGAUAAUGUAUUUUGAAUUUACGGCUUGUUGAUAUAUCUUUGAUGUUUAUAGCCUCAACAGAUAUGGUGCAGCAAAGUAUACUUGGUAAUUUCAUUCAUAGUUCAUGCACUUUUAAAACGUGGAUUCAGUUGUGUUGUUAGGAUAUAUGUCAUUGCUACUUUGAAGGUCUCCCCUGUCUCGAUUAUUUUUGUAUCUACUGGUGAUGGAGUUCUAUCUUAUAUUACUAUGCAUUUCUGUGAAUAGUGUUCAGCAUGAGGGUAGUGUUUAUGUUUCCUGGUUUCUUUUAUUAGUGAAUUGGGGUUUGUUUUGGCAGACUUUGACUAGAGCUAAAAAAAUUCCAGGUUGAUUAAAAUGAUAGACAAGAGCUGGGUUUCAAAACCACGAGAAAGUAUAGCAUAUCGCAAUGGAGUAGAGAACUUUUUGAACUUUGCAUUUACUAAUUCAGCGGAGGGAGAUCAGAUUGUGUGUCCUUGUGUGGAUUGUAUAAAUCUGUUGUGGAAAAGAAGAGAUAUCGUGCGUACACAUUUGGUUAGUACUAAUUAAGUGUCGAGGAUUGUACUAGCUAAGGGGUUUUCUUAUAAACGAGAGCUGUAUUAACAGAACGCAGCAGCCUGCAGAAUUUCCCAUUGAAUCAUGAAUUGCUGAUGGGGGUGGUAAUUAGUUCAGGGCUUUUGAUAAUUUCUCUGGGUUCUACUUGUGCCGCUAAUGUUUGGGAUCAAUGUGGCUAUUGCUUCUAACCCUUGUUAAUGAUCAGUCUUUUAUUGGGGAUCUGAACUGCAAAACAUUGCAGCACCAGCUGAUAGUACGUACUUAGAAUUACUUUGCUUAAGAUGCAUUUAACAAAUGUAGCCACAAAAGAUGCUCAAGCUGUCUGAUAUAUUACAAUUCAGUUCAUGUGAAGACCAAUGUCUGUAACCUUGCUUUGCCUCCUUAGUCAUUUGAAACUUUUAGAUGUGGCCAUUAUGAAGGUUUCAAAACCCGAGUUGAUGUUGGUGCUAGUGGCGGUGAUAGUGAAGAGUCUCACUACUUUAUUAAUGCUGCUGACAUUCGUUUGUAAGGUUAACUAUUUCCACGAAUUUAUUGAUUGACGAGAACAAGUAUUCUUGAUACCUUAAUUUUCCCACUAGUGCAAAGGCUGGUUUCUAUGCAGCAACCAGCAAGGUACAGGUUAUUUGGAAAUCUGUGCUAUGUUAUUGGUGCUCUACAGGCCUUCAUGAGUCAUGCAACUUAUACCUGAUACCACUUUUUCAUGUACUGUAUGCUUAAAUGGAUGCUUAUUUUUCUUGGUUUCUAUUAUAAGUGAACUUGUUUCGUGGUUUGUUUUGACAGGCUUUCUCAAAGACUGAAAUUUUUUUAAGGUUGCUGAUUAAAAUGAUGGAUAAGAGCUGGCUUUCAAAACCACGAGAAAGUAUUGUAUAUCGCAACGGAGUAAAGAACUUUUUGGACUUUGCAUUUGCUAAUUCAGCCGAGGGAGAUCAGAUUGUGUGCCCUUGUGUGGACUGCAUAAACCUGCUGUGGAAAAGAAGAGAAACUGUGCAUACUCAUUUGAUUGUACGUGGAUUUACUCCUAAAUACACUCAAUGGAAUGAUCAUGGGGAGAAUGUUGUUGAUAAUAUAGAAGAUUCUGAAGUGAUUGGUGAUGAUGAUAUGCAUGGUCUAUUGAACGAUGCCUAUGCUACAGAGACUGGUGAAGAACCGAAUGACAAAGUGAAGGAAUUUUUUACUCUCAUACAGGAUGCUGAUCAAGAAUUGUACCCAGGCUGCAAGAAAUUUUCAAAGCUCUCUUUCACCAGUUGCUUAUUAUGGGGCUAUUGAAGAGAUUCUCCAGUUGGAUUAUUAUGGACACUUCAAAAUUGUCUUGCUCAAGUGCAAGUGGUUUCACUCGGAAAGGGAUGACUACGGGCUUAUUUGGGUCAAUAUGAAGAAAUUAUUAUACCAAAAUGACCCGUUUGUCAUGGAAAAUCAGGUAAGCCAAUCAUUUUAUGUACAAGACCCCGUGGAACAAGAUUGGCACUAUUUCAGGGAGGCAAUCCCUCAAGACCUAUUUGACAUGGGAGCUGAAAGUUCAUUGGAUGAGGCUGCUUCUUCUUCACAGGAGUUUAGAGUUGAUGCUUUGCAGAAUGUUGUACCAGUUGAUAACAGUGACAUUCAAUGGUCACGGGAGGACGUCGAUGAAAUACUUGUUGACAACCCUGAAGAUACUGCUAUGCAGGAUGAUCGUGCUCCAACUGAGGCUGAAGUGAUGGAGAAUGAACACUCAGGUGAAGCUGAAAUGAUGGAGCACGUACAUAAACACUCAAGAGAAGCUGAAAUGUCAGAUGAUGAUGAAGACGGUUUCUCUAGUGAAGAAGAACCUGCAGAUGAUGUAGAUGAAUACUCUAACUGGUUGGUUAAUCAUUACACACUCAAACUUUGAUCAUGGUAUCUGGUUUUGAUGCUUAAUUGUAGAAGUCGAAAUGACACCCUAUUAAAUGCGUUGAUGCUUUUUUGUCCUACAGAUGUGUUCGAGGAUUCAGAGAGUGCAAGGACUUAAUCAAGCUCCUGAGGUAAACUACCCACUGCUGCUUUUUCUGUUUUUGUUUUGCUAGUACUUUUCCUUACUUGCAAUUUGAACUUGACAUAUAUAUGCUAGUACUUAUGUUGCUGCUAUUUUAAUUAUCUUAGAAAGACUGAGAUGGACUAUGUUAAUCAGAAGGGUGAGAUAGUUAUGAGUGGAGAACGUUGGUCUCUGUUCAUUAAUUGAAUUAUGCAGGCAAGAGCACGUGGGAUGAAUAAUUGAUCUGUUAAGUU
This is a messenger RNA of Linum trigynum, 5102 nucleotides long. The record is from the annotation of a GenBank genome assembly. Lineage: Eukaryota; Viridiplantae; Streptophyta; Magnoliopsida; Malpighiales; Linaceae.